GACUUCUCUCAUAACAAUAAGUUAAUAGCAAAAAAUUGUGACAAUCAAUUUAAUGUUGUAUAAUUUUGAGUGUUAUUCAUAAAAAUGGAUAAGAAAAUCAAUGAAAAUGCGCAAAACGAAGUAGUCUGCAAAAAUAUAGACGAAGAAAAAGUGGUUCUCAGUUCUUCUUGCGGGAUUAAAACGGUUCAAGAAAUUAAUGGUGAAUCUAACCUCAUAAUUACUGCAGAGAAUGAAAAUAAACCCAUCGAUAUUGAAAAUACCCCCAAUGUUUCUGCAACAAAUUCGUCUCUUAUUGCAAAAAAAGCGAUAACAGAUUUAGAAAAGAUCAAGAACAAUUUCAAUCUAGAACUAUCAAUAUUUGAAUUAGAACUAGAAGCCGUAAAUAAUAGCUGUAAUAAUCUUCAAGUUUCUGUUAAAGAAUUUGGUCAACAUCUGUUCGAAAUUGAAUUGAACUUGAGUCAAGCUUUUAUAAUGCUCCCAAAAGUCUUCAGAGAUCUUAAAGAACAAUACGAAAACAUUUGCGUGCGUUUAAAAGAAGUUGUAGAGAUGCAAAAUUGGUUUAAUAAUGAAAUUCGCCAAUUCAAAUUAAAGAUAAAGAUAGAUCAAGAAGAAACGGAAAUGUUAAAAGAAAUUGAGAAGUAGAUGUCAAAUAAAUAAGAUGCAUUAUCCGUAAAGCUGGUUCUAAAACUCGCUUGAUCGAAACUUAAUG
This is a messenger RNA of Onthophagus taurus, 709 nucleotides long. RefSeq lists its product as uncharacterized. Lineage: Eukaryota; Metazoa; Arthropoda; Insecta; Coleoptera; Scarabaeidae. The record is from RefSeq and is a predicted model, not a curated record.